This is a messenger RNA of Caenorhabditis bovis, 3084 nucleotides long. NCBI's taxonomy places the organism in Eukaryota, Metazoa, Nematoda, Chromadorea, Rhabditida, Rhabditidae. The record is from the annotation of a GenBank genome assembly.
AUGAGUUUGCCUUUCUCUGAUCAUUCUUUUGAGUUUCAAGGACGUCAGAUUCAUUUUUCCAUUACAAAUCACGCUGAUCAGGAUUUUGUGGCAUUCAAUAGUACUGGUCGAAUCGGUCUUGUGGUCGAGGUUAUCCAGCCUCCGGAAAUUCUGAGUCAAGCCUUAGCGUCUCAGGAAAGAGUCGAAUACGAGCUUAAAUAUCUUCUUGGAAGCACUGAUAUUCCUGGAAUCGAGUUAUUCAUUCGCCGACUCGUGAUUCAUUUCGCAAAACACAACAGUCGCAGAAAGCUUUUGAUUGCUAGAUAUUAUUCAAACGAUCAAAAAAAGAAGAAAUCAGUGUUCCUUCCGAAAUCCGACUUUGUGAAUCAUAUCAAAUCCACCGAACGCGCUCUCUCUGAUCAGACAGCGGCCAUUAAUGGCGGACUCGACAAUCUAUAUUCAUGGCAGAUAUCCCAAACCUCUCGACCCGAUUUCGAGAUUCUCGAUGGUCCUCCGUAUGCAAAUGGAGAAGCUCACACCGGUCAUGCAAUCAAUAAAAUUCUCAAAGACUUUGUCGUGAAAAGUCGAGUUGGACUCGGUUUUCGUGUCAAAUUCCGACCGGGUUGGGAUUGUCAUGGUUUGCCGAUUGAGCUGAAAAUCAAUAAAAAUGUCAAGGUAUCCAAUGCAAAAACACCGAUUGAGAUUCGAACAGCAGCAAGGGAGGUGGCAGCCGAUGCAAUAGGAAAGCAAAUGAACGCAUUUAGACGAUGGGGAGUCUCUGCAGAUUGGUCGAACCCAUAUUUAACGAAAAGUCGUGGAUAUGUCGCUGCACAAUUGCGCGUUUUCGGAAGACUUGUUCAAAAUCGACUAGUUUAUCGAGCAUUCAAACCCGUUUAUUGGUCCCCGAGUUCUGCGACAGCCCUUGCCGAGUCCGAAUUGGAGUACAAUGAGAAGCAUCAAAGCACGAGCGCCUAUUUUCGAUUCAAAUUGGACAAAAUUGAUUUGACUUGCAUUGAAUGGUUGGAAAUACCGCAGGAUUCCUUCGAAAUAUUCGCCUUAGCGUGGACAACAACUCCGUGGACUCUUCCUUUGAAUAAUGCGAUAUGUGUGUCGAAAAAUAUCAAAUAUUCCAUUGUUCAGUUUGUUGGAGAAUCAAAAAAUUCAUACUACAUUAUUUCUGAAAAAUUGCUAUCGGAAUUCGAAAAAACCACCGAAAGAUGUUGUCGAAUUGUAGGAGAAAUCUCGGGAAAUGAAUUGAUUGGUAAACGAUACCAUAGUUGCUGGGAUUCGGAAGAACUUCUUCCGAUUCUUGAAGGUGAACAUGUGACAGAUGCAAUUGGAACUGGCUUGGUGCAUACCUCUUUUGCUCACGGAUUUCAAGAUUAUGAUGUAGCUUUGGCUCGCGGUGUUAAUGUUGAAAGCUUUGUAAAUUCAUCUGGCUGCUAUUCAAAUCAAAUGGGUCCAUUGAGUGGAAAAUUUGUGCUCGGCGAAGGUCAAAAAGAGGCGUUGAAAGUUCUUGAGAAAGAUGUGAUUCAUACUUCAAAAUUCGUGCAUUCGUAUCCAUACGAUUGGAGAACAAAAAAGCCAGUGAUUAUUCGGAGUAGUGAACAGUGGUUCAUUAAUAUCGGCGAUGUCGGACAUACUGCUUCGGAGAUGAUUGAUCAGAUCAAUGUUUCUGCGGGAGACACUGAUCUUCGCGGUUCACUAAAGAAUUUGGUAUCGACGAGAAAAGCAUGGUGUAUUUCACGCCAACGAGUUUGGGGCACACCGAUUCCGGCUCUUAUUGACUCGGAAGGAAACUCAUACACGUCGAGGGAAUUCAUUGAACACGUUGCUGAUUUGAUUGAAAACAAUGGUCCAGAUAUUUGGUGGAAUGCGACUGUUGAUGAGCUACUUACUCCGAACAUAACAUCGACCCUGAAUAUUCCAAGACAUACCAAACUAUCGAAAAACACGGAUAUUAUGGAUGUUUGGUUGGAUAGUGGACUAGCUUGGGCAGCUGCAAGGAAUCCAGAAGACGUGGGAAGACCGGCAGAUGUGGUAUUGGAAGGCGUCGAUCAGUUCAGGGGAUGGUUUCAAUCGCUUCUUCUUACUUCUGUUGCCGUACAGAAUAAAUUGCCAUACAAACGAAUAAUUGUUCAUGGAUUCUGUGUGGACGAGAAUAACAACAAAAUGUCAAAAUCGAUCGGGAAUGUUGUUGAUCCUAUUAUGCUUACGGAUGGAUCAUUGAAGCAAAAAGCAAUCGGAGCCGAUGGUCUUCGAUUCUGGGUUGCUCUUUCGGGAUCGGAAAAUGUGGGAGAAUCGAAAAUCGGGAAGACAACAAUUGAAAACAUUGACAAGAAAAUCGUGGCGAUUCGGAAUGGAUUUCGAUUUAUGAUUGGUGGAAGCAGCGGUUUCCAAUCCGCGCGAAUUCCGACUAAUCUAAGAAUAUUGGAUCAGGAAAUGCUAAGAAGUUGCGAUGAGUUUGUGAAUCGAUCAGUUCAAAACUACGAAGAAUUCAAAUUCCGCACAGUUGCAAAUGAUUUGGUUCAAUUCGUUCAAAGAAACUUCAGCGCCAAUUAUGUGAAAUAUGUCCGUGAUCGAUUGUAUUGCGACAAAAUUGGAAGUGAAUCUCAUUUAUCUGCCCAAUACACCUUAAACACACUCGCACACAAUCUAGCACAUGUUAUAUCUCCAAUUCUACCUCAUCUCUCCGCAGAAGUUCUGCAUUAUUUGCCAGGAGAACACGAAAAGAAGAUUCUACGAUUAAAAUUCUCUGAAUUAAAAUCAGGCAUCAAUUUUGAUCCAUUCCUCAGCGAAUAUAUUUCCACAGUCUCGGAUGUAAGGAAAUUGAUUGAUAUCAAAGCUGGACCAUCUGUUGAUACGUCUAAAAAGGCAGCUCUAAUAAGCUUACCCACGCCUUCGUAUGACUUACUCAAUGAUCUGCACGCGAACAAUGAGCUUCUUGAACUUCUCAAUGUUUCUCAAGUUGAUCUUAGCUCCGGCUCUUCUGAAGUUCAAGUAGAAAUUGCCGAAAGUGAAUUGAAAUACUGCGAAAGAUGUCGGAAGCAUACAAGAAAGGAAAAUGAAACGCAUUGCGAUCGAUGUGCAUUUGCUUUAAGUUAG